Leptopilina boulardi is the source of this 2380-nucleotide messenger RNA. Its product is annotated as reticulon-4-interacting protein 1, mitochondrial-like. The transcript is spliced from 9 exons. Gene Ontology annotation, cellular component: mitochondrion. The coding region runs from base 341 to 1783 and encodes 480 amino acids. NCBI's taxonomy places the organism in Eukaryota, Metazoa, Arthropoda, Insecta, Hymenoptera, Figitidae. The record is from RefSeq and is a predicted model, not a curated record. Gene Ontology annotation, molecular function: oxidoreductase activity.
GUUCGUGAAUGAAUGUAAAAAAAAACAACUAAUGUCAAAUUUAUUUAUUUUGUAAAGUAACGUUAAUUAAUCUCAUAUCAAUUAUAUAUGUAUAAAUGUUUCCCUAUAAAAAGUGUAUAAACUUUAAAGAUUAGAAUUUAAAAAAAUGAAUUAAAUUAGACGAACGAGAAAUAAUAAUGUGAGCCGUUUUUCCAGUCGUUCAGACGCCGGGAGUUUCGUUAUUUUUUGUUUAACAAAAAAAAAAAAAAAAAAAAGAAACAAAAUUAUGUUUGAUAUUUGAAAAAAAAAAUUUCUACUGUAUAGCAUCAAAAUUCUAAAGGAUAAAAAAAAACAACAACAAAUGGACGAAAUUUGGUUUCGACUCUCGAGUCAACUCGAAGUUUUACAGGUUGAAACAUCAGUUAUUCUUCAACAUGGACAACAAUGGCUAUCGGCAUUCAUAGUUCAAUGUCGUCGAAUUCUCCAGGAAUUAAAUGACGAGGAAUAUUUUCGUCAACUAAAGGAAAUUGGUUUACGAAUUAUUUAUUUGUUACAAAGGAAUUGGGACGAAUUGCAAUAUAAAAUCACUGCUUUUCAAUUUAAUACAAGAGCAUUCUAUCAUCAAAUUGGAAAUCUCUUUUCUAAUGGAGUUUCAGGAAGAGAAGUGGGAUUUUUUCUGAUAGGAAUAGCGACAGGUAGUUUAAUUGGAUUUUGCAUUGGGCAAAAUUGGCGAAAUUCUCCUCGUCAUUUACAUAAUAUGAAAGCAAUUAUUUGCCAUCAUUAUAAAGGAGUUGAGGGAGUUUGCAUGGUUGAGGAUAUAGAAAUGCCAAUGAUUCAGAAAAAAAACGAACUCCUGGUGCAGGUGAAAGCCGCCUCUGUUCAUGAUGUGGAUAUAAACAUUUGUCACGGAUAUUAUAAAACUUAUCGAAGAAUUCUCAAUUCGGGAAGACAUAAAGAUUUGCCAGUGACUUUAGGCAGAGAUUGCGCGGGAAUUGUUGUCGAUAUUGGACAAAAUGUCGUCAAUUUUGAUAUUGGCGAUGAGGUGUUUCUCGCUGUUCCAGCAUGGGCUCCAGGAACAAUGGCCGAGUACAUUGUCGUUCCCGAGACUCAAGUGGCGAAAAGACCAAAACUAGUAACAUUCGAGGCGUGUGCAAGUUUACCCUACAGUGGUUGCAUCGCUUGGGAUGCUCUCGUCAAUGGAUCCGUCAUUAAAGAAGGAAACGCUAAAGGCAAAAGAGUUUUAAUUUUCGGAGGCAGCACUCCAGUUGGAUGUAUUUUGACGCAAUUGAUCAAAUUGUGGGGAGGUUAUGUGGUUUCGGCAUGUAGACCGCACGCGGUUCCUGUGACAAGAGCCUUGGGAGCUGACGAAGUUAUUCCUCUUGGCGAAUCAGACAUUGAGAAAGAAUUGGAAUUACGUGACAAAUAUGAUGCAAUUUUUUACACUGGUGGUCAAGCGACGGACGCAAGUGUAUUGAAGAGAUAUUUAUCGAAUCACGGAAGUUACAUAUCAACGGUACCAAAAUUAUUAACGUCCGAUUCAUUGGGACUCGUUUUUGGAAGUCUUUUCGCCGGAUGUGUUCGAUUACAACUAGUAAUUCAGUACUUCUUUGGAAUGAGCAAUUAUAAAUGGAAAGACGGUGCUAAAAUAAAUGUCAAUUAUCUACGAUGUCUACAAGAACUUGUCGACGCCGAUAAACUUCAAACAGUCGUUGAUCGUGUAUUUUCGCCAGUUCGUAUCGAUCAAGCACUCGAUCAUAUUAUGGAUCCAAAUGCAAUUGGUAGUACUGUUAUAAAAUUUCAUUGAACGUGAAAAAUAAUCAACGAAGAAAAAAAAAACAAUAAUUAUUACAACAUCUUUUUUUGUCAAAAAAUUAAUAUUUAAAAAAUUAUUACCAGGAUUGAGGGAAGAAUAAUUUUUUCUUUCUUUUAUAUACUUGAAAACAUAAAUCAUCGCAAGACUGAAAUAAUAAAAUUCGACUCGUCCGAAGGUUGUUUUUUUUUAUUAUUAUUUUUUUUUUAUCUAUCAAUGAGACAAUAAACGAGAAAAAGAAACAUCGAGUAUAACGAAAAAAAGUGUACUUAUAGUAAAAAAGAAAAAUAUUAUAUUUAUAUAUAUAAUAUAUAUUUAGAGAAAUAUCAGGGCUAUUUCCAUGAACUGGAAAUAAGUGCCCGAAGUUUUUUUUUUGUAAAAUAAGCCUUUUAUUUUUUAAAGGCGUUGUUUGUAUAUUUCAAAUUGUAUUUUAUACCAAAAAAGAGAAGAAAGUUAUUUUGCAAUAUAUUCUUUUUUUUAAAGAAAUUAUUUUUUACAGAUUUUAAAAUCAAUUCGCACUUCGGAUGCAAAUGAAAAUUUCAAUUAAAAAAAAAAAAAUUAUAAUAAACUUUUCCUGGAGUUUAGUAAAUG